GCGCGCUCGCCGCUGCGGCCGGGGUCGGUCUCCGGUGACGUCAGGACGCGUCGCAGAUUCCAGCCCCCAGCCCGGGCCCCCCGACUCCCGCGCAGGUCGGGCAGGGGCGGGGCGUCAAGCCAGCUGAGCUAUCCCGUCAGACCGCGCCAGUUUGAAUGAAAGCUCUUCAAGAUGGCGGCGGCCGGGGCCGAGGCGCGAGGAGGUGAGGGCUGGAGAGCGGCACUCCUCAAUAUCCCCCGUUCUCCAGGCAAACUCCCAAGGCCCAGGAAGCGGGGCCGGGAUCCGUGGGGCCGCCAGAGCGCGACGCGGCGAAACGCCGCCUUCCACUCUGCUGACACCUUGGCCCCUAAAGGCGCCCCGCGGGCUUCACCCUUCCCCCGGUCCCUGACCCUUCUCACGGCACGGCCCGCUCGCUCCCCGCAGUCUCCUCCUGCGCCUGGCUUCCGCGGGGCCCGGUCCGCGCGCCCGGCUCCGAGGUCGGCUGUCUCUCGCUCCGCGGAGGUCCCGUGGCCCGGCCCCCGCUGCCCGUUGGGCCGGAGGCCCCUCCCCGCCUGGUCGCCGUGUGGAGGUAUUCGGGCGGCCGCCGCGGCUCCUGCUUGGUGUGUGCCUUGCCUAGUUUCACUUGAUACUCUUCAGGAAUUAUGUAGAAAAGAAAAACUCACAUGUAAAUCGAUUGGAAUCACCAAAAGGAAUCUAAACAAUUAUGAGGUGGAAUACUUGUGUGACUACAAGGUAGUAAAGGAUAUGGAAUAUUAUCUUGUAAAAUGGAAAGGAUGGCCAGAUUCUACAAAUACUUGGGAACCUUUGCAAAAUCUCAAGUGCCCAUUACUACUACAGCAGUUCUCUAAUGACAAGCAUAAUUAUUUAUCUCAGGUAAACAAAGGCAAAGCAAUAUCUCUAAAAGACAAUAACAAAGCUUUGAAACCUGCCAUUGCUGAGUACAUUGUAAAGAAGGCUAAACAAAGGAUAGCUCUGCAGAGAUGGCAAGAUGAACUCAACAGAAGAAAGAAUCAUAAAGGAAUGAUUUUUGUUGAAAACACUGUUGACUUAGAGGGCCCACCUUCAGACUUCUACUACAUUAAUGAAUACAAACCAGCUCCUGGAAUCAGCUUAGUCAAUGAAGCGACCUUUGGUUGUUCAUGUACAGAUUGCUUCUUUGAGAAAUGUUGUCCUGCUGAAGCUGGAGUUCUUUUGGCUUAUAAUAAAAACCAGCAAAUCAAAAUCCCACCUGGUACCCCCAUUUAUGAAUGCAACUCAAGGUGUCAGUGUGGACCUGAUUGUCCCAAUAGGAUUGUACAAAAAGGCACCCAGUAUUCACUUUGCAUCUUUCGAACUAGCAAUGGUUGUGGCUGGGGUGUAAAAACCCUUGUGAAGAUUAAAAGGAUGAGUUUUGUCAUGGAAUAUGUUGGAGAGGUAAUCACAAGUGAAGAAGCAGAAAGACGGGGGCAGUUAUAUGACAACAAGGGAAUCACAUAUCUCUUUGAUCUGGAUUAUGAAUCUGAUGAAUUCACAGUGGAUGCAGCCCGAUAUGGAAAUGUCUCUCAUUUUGUGAAUCACAGUUGUGACCCAAAUCUUCAGGUUUUCAAUGUUUUCAUCGACAACCUUGACACCCGUCUUCCCCGAAUAGCAUUAUUUUCCACAAGAACCAUAUAUGCUGGAGAAGAGCUCACUUUUGAUUAUCAAAUGAAAGUAAAACCUCAGUCGGGAAAAAAUGUGUUUUCAUCUCUCAUUGCGGCAUUUGUAAUCAUGGUGUCCAACGUAAAGGUAAGCGCAGCAAGUAAAUCUGGCUUUCAGUAUUCCUAAUUAAAUUAUACCUAAGCUCAUUGCCCCAUUGCUUUAAUGACCUACAAUAAGUUUGGGUAAAAUCGAACUGACUUCAAGAAUGCAGCACUUCAAAUAUCUUCUUAAUCUUGAGCCUCUUUUUGGGGAGAAUGCAUCUUUAUUAUGCAUUAUACUGCUACCACAUGACUUUGCUCUUUCAUAAUAUAGGGUAAAUUUUUACAUGUUUGGAGUCUCAGUGUAUUAACCAAAAUCUGCAGGUGGCAAGGAAAAAUACAUUUUUGGGUGCCAUUUCUUAGGUUUUCUUUAUGAGAAAAUAGUCACAUGGUGUGUGUGGUAAGAAAGCAUCACAGAUUUACAGGUGCUUCAAUGGCCAACCUUACUCUGAAUUAUAAUUCUCACGGGUUUAAAGGUGUAAUUUUAAUAUUUUAAUAUUUUUUUCUUAAAAAGUCUGUGUUUUACUGUCUAGUUAUUCUUGUCUACUUCUUGUGGUAAAAACAAAUGUAAAACAGGAGGGCAAAGGGAAUGGCUGUUUUCAGUAAAUUUGUUUCAUUUUGUCCAUUUGUUAAUGGGUCUUUGAGAGUUUAAUUACCUGUUACUUAUUUUAUUAAAAAGCUAGACCUAAUCAGUAUCUCCCUACAUGAAGCUAUUAAAAGCCUUUAACCAUUUUAAGUCAACAUUUAGCUUCUUUAGUUUCCCAAGUUGUCAGAAUUUGUUCUCUCAGUAUAAAUAUAGCCAAUAUUCAAGGGUAAUAUUUAGAUUGAGUUAAAACUGUAAAUCCACUGUGUGAGUUGUAUUGAUACUGUUUUCAGUACCUACACGAGGAUCGUGAUAAACAGUUGGUAAUCUCAGGGUCUUCUCCCCCUCUGUGCAAAAUCUAGACUGCACUUAUUUUUCUUACAGUUCAUUUUUCUUCAGCAAAAUAAAUUUAGUUUGGCAUUUGAUUUUCUAUUUAUCGUGGCUUAGCUUUGUUUCUAUUUUACUGUCAUUUCCAGUAAGGCUUUGUACGAAAGGGUCAAAAAACACUGGUGCAUUCCAGACUACUUGCUUUUGAGAUUAGCCAAAGGUUUUUACACCGUUCCUUUUGAAGUUUAUCAUGGUCAUGGUUGAUCCAUUUGAAUAUUAAAGUAGAAUUUUACAUAGCCUAAAAUGGGUAUGGAUGGAUACUUGUAAAAUGUCUUGAGCAUUAUUAGUCACCAGGUUACUUAAACACAUUGUGCUAAAUAAAAACUGCCUGGAACUGUAAGGGAAUCUUCAAUUAAAGCUCCUAUUCUUUGAGCUCCUCAUAAACUGGUGAGGCUGGUGCUCUCCACCCUGGACCACAGCAGAGGGAAGGGAGUCUAGACUAGUUCAGUAACAGUAGUGUGCCCAAGAUCACCCGGCUCCAGGCCAGUAACUACCUGACUAAAAGGUCCUCAAUUCCGUACCGUUUGUUUAAACAAACAUGUAACUCUUGGAUUCCUCUGUAAGGCAAAUGUGGCUAGCCACAGCACUGUUUCUAGGACUAUCUUGGCAUUUUGAAACUUUUUUUUUUUCACAUUGUUUUUUCUACUUCACAGUUCUUAAAGUAAAAAUCAAAUAGCCACUAUACUGAGUCCUGCCCGGUCCUGUGCUCUCUCUGAGAGGCAUUACUGCCCAGCGGCUGAGUGCGCAGACUCUGAGCUCGGACAGCCUGCGUUUUCAGUCCCGGCUUUCCCCCUUCCCAGCUGUGUGAACUAACCUCUCUGUGCCUUAGCCUCCUCAUUUAUGAAUGGGGAGAAUAAAUUUAUCUACCUCAAAGGGUGUUGGUGAGGAAUAAAGGAGUUGAUAUCCAGCGUAUAAGAGAACGGAGCAUCAUCCCAGAGCAAGCGCCGUACGUAAGUGUCUGCUAGUUAUUCCGUACUGCGAGCCUGUACUUUAAAAUCUUGGGUGAGCACAACAAGGUGAUGGUGGUGGUGGUGGUGGUGGUUUUUUAGUUUGUUUGAGUGCUCCUAGCCUUUAAAUUCCUUCAGCUGACAUUUAUUAUGCCAGGUUGACCUAGAAAACAGAACAUGGCACUGUGUAAUGUAAAUUGGUGAUGUGAUUAUAAAGUGCUAAAAACUUCAGCAGAAUGUGUCCAGGCGUGUGGUGAGUUCCCACCUUGGGUUAUAAACUAGACUGUUAAGAUGAGGUCUUUGGUGUCAGUGAACAUAUAGUUACAUUCGAUUAUAUGAUUUGUAAUAAUGAAGUGUAACAAAUUUUUAGAGCUGUAAAUAAAAAAUGAAGUCUCUGGGUUCUUGUAUUAGGCCUGUUGUAGUUAUGAGGUGAUAUUCAACCAAUGAUCUGCAACCUCUACUAGUCUCUAGUGAUUUUAUUACUCAUUGGCAUUUAGAUAAUAGUACUCAUAGGAGAGAGGGGCAAAAUGGGAUCCGCGUUAUUUUUACUUCAGUCAUGUGGAGUCUGUGGAAUGUGUUUCAUCAACAGCUGGGAGUAGCUGCUGAGCUAGGAAAAAGGGAUCAGUGCAGCCUGGCGAUACUGCAUAUCAUUUAAAUGGAUCUGCAAACUGUUUUAGAGAUGCCACUUAAACUCGUUUUAAGUGCCAUCUCUCCCUUUGCUUCCUUAAUCUGUAAAAUGCCAGCAUACCGCAAAGUGCUGGAGA
Messenger RNA from Mustela erminea (ermine), 4396 nucleotides. It is a transcript of the gene SUV39H2, whose product is annotated as suppressor of variegation 3-9 homolog 2. NCBI's taxonomy places the organism in Eukaryota, Metazoa, Chordata, Mammalia, Carnivora, Mustelidae. The transcript has 6 exons. The record is from RefSeq and is a predicted model, not a curated record. Bases 172 to 1803 code for a protein of 543 amino acids. Gene Ontology annotation, cellular component: nucleus. Gene Ontology annotation, molecular function: protein binding; zinc ion binding; histone H3K9 methyltransferase activity.